This is a messenger RNA of Colletotrichum truncatum, 255 nucleotides long. RefSeq lists its product as uncharacterized. The record is from RefSeq and is a predicted model, not a curated record. NCBI's taxonomy places the organism in Eukaryota, Fungi, Ascomycota, Sordariomycetes, Glomerellales, Glomerellaceae.
AUGUCUGGCCUAUCACUUCCGCACAGCGCAAUCACCGGCCCCGGUUUUGUCGGGGCUGACAUCCGAGUCAAUGGUGCCUUCCCGGAAUCCGUGUAUGCCUGGCUUGAAAACUUGGAGCCGAGCCGGCUGAUCUACUGCGGAACGAGGCGGGACAAGGCCCCGGAAAAGGGGCCGGACCCCGGGCUCCGCUUCGCGAGUACGACCCUGACGUCACCUACGCUCGCGACGAGCCCUCUGUCGGAGGCAUGGGGUUAG